GAGAGAGAGAGAGAGAGAGAGAGAGAGAGAGAGAGAGAGGUUUAAGAAAGAAGGAAAGAAAGAAUGGGAAGAGCUCCAUGUUGCUCAAAGGUGGGUUUGCACAGAGGGCCUUGGUCUGUUAAGGAAGACGGGUUGCUCAUUAAAUAUAUUCAAGCUCAUGGAGAAGGCCAUUGGAAAUCCAUGCCUAAAAGAGCAGGAUUACUUAGAUGUGGGAAGAGUUGCAGGCUAAGAUGGAUGAACUAUCUCCGACCUGACAUCAAGCGCGGGAACGUAACCCCGGACGAGGAAGACCUCAUCGUCCGCCUCCACGCCCUGCUUGGCAACCGCUGGUCCCUCAUAGCUGGGAGAUUGCCGGGCCGGACAGACAACGAGAUAAAGAACUACUGGAAUUCCCACCUCAGCAAGAGAGUGAACGAUGAUAAUCACCAAAGGAAUUGCAAUACUAGAGGCAUUAAGGGGCCCAAAAAGAGGAACAAUGUCACCGCUAAUAAGGUCAGGUCGUUCAUCAAUAAGCAGAAGCAAGAGAUGACCAAUGAAAAUGGCGAGACGAAAAUGACAAAGAUCAAAGUGCAUCAGCCAAAGCCCACUAGGGUUUCAGCUGUUGCAAGGAACAACGGUUGUAAUAGUUUUCUGAAGGGGUCAUGUGUCGACAAUAGUAAUAAUAAUAUUAUUGAAGAAAACCGAACAGCUCCAAGUGAACAGCUUCCGCAACAACUCCCUCCAUAUCUAUUGUCUGGUCCGUCGGUGAUGAGCGCCGCUUCCGACAUUUGGGGAGCGUUGGUUUUAGACGAAGAUCGUAUCAAUGUUAGCGAUGAGUGCUACUACUAUCAUGAUCGUCAUCAAGAAACCACAAGUUCGUGCGAAAUCUUGAUGCACACCAAGGAAGAGAACAACAGCAUGUUGCAGAAGAUCUUCGAGGAAUAUCAGGAGCUCCUGAGAGCGGAGGAUCGCGAGCAGAUGGGGACUUUCGUCAAUUCCUUGUUGAUUUGACUGGCAAGAAAAAAUUGUUGUUAAUUUUGUGAUUAAUAGUGUGAAGCAGUUGGCUUUUGCGCAUGUUCCGCAACGAA
Molecule: messenger RNA, 1067 nt
Organism: Syzygium oleosum
Lineage: Eukaryota; Viridiplantae; Streptophyta; Magnoliopsida; Myrtales; Myrtaceae
Product: transcription factor MYB8-like
Exons: 2
Coding region: 64-990 (308 amino acids)
Source: RefSeq, a predicted model, not a curated record